AUGAUGAUGAUGUCCCUGAACAGCAAGCAGGCAUUCAGCAUGCCGCACGGCGGCAGCCUGCACGUGGAGCCCAAGUACUCGGCCCUGCACAGCGCCUCGCCAGGCUCCUCCGCUCCCGCAGCGCCCCCGGCCAGCUCUCCGAGCAGCUCCAGCAACGCCGGCGGCGGCGGCAGCGGUGGUGGGGGCGGUGGAGGCCGGAGCAGUAGCUCCAGCAGCAGUGGCAGCAGCGGCGGCAGCGGCGGGGGCUCCGAGGCGAUGCGAAGAGCGUGUCUUCCAACCCCACCGAGCAAUAUAUUCGGCGGGCUGGAUGAGAGUCUGCUGGCCCGCGCUGAGGCUCUGGCGGCCGUGGACAUCGUCUCCCAGAGCAAGAGCCAUCACCACCAUCCGCCCCACCACAGCCCCUUCAAGCCGGACGCCACAUACCACACUAUGAACACCAUCCCGUGCACGUCAGCUGCCUCCUCGUCGUCGGUGCCCAUCUCGCACCCCUCGGCGCUCGCGGGCACGCACCACCACCACCAUCACCACCACCACCACCACCAUCAGCCGCAUCAGGCGCUCGAGGGAGAGCUGCUGGAGCACCUGAGUCCCGGGCUGGCCCUGGGUGCCAUGGCGGGCCCCGACGGUGCCGUGGUAUCCACGCCAGCUCACGCGCCGCACAUGGCUACCAUGAACCCCAUGCACCAGGCAGCACUCAGCAUGGCCCACGCGCACGGGCUGCCCUCACACAUGGGCUGCAUGAGCGACGUGGACGCCGACCCCCGGGACCUGGAAGCAUUCGCGGAGCGCUUCAAGCAGCGACGCAUCAAGCUGGGAGUGACCCAGGCCGAUGUGGGCUCUGCGCUGGCCAACCUCAAGAUCCCCGGCGUGGGCUCGCUUAGCCAGAGCACCAUCUGCAGGUUCGAGUCCCUAACGUUGUCGCACAACAAUAUGAUCGCGCUCAAACCUAUCUUGCAAGCCUGGCUCGAGGAGGCCGAGAAGUCCCACCGCGAGAAGCUCACCAAGCCCGAGCUCUUCAACGGCGCGGAAAAGAAGCGCAAGCGCACGUCUAUUGCGGCUCCCGAGAAGCGCUCGCUGGAAGCCUACUUUGCCAUCCAGCCUCGGCCCUCCUCGGAGAAGAUUGCGGCCAUCGCGGAGAAGCUGGACCUUAAGAAAAACGUGGUGCGCGUCUGGUUCUGCAACCAAAGGCAGAAACAGAAAAGAAUGAAAUAUUCCGCGGGCAUUUAG
This is a messenger RNA of Phyllostomus hastatus (greater spear-nosed bat), 1227 nucleotides long. RefSeq names its product POU class 4 homeobox 2 (gene POU4F2). The transcript is spliced from 2 exons. NCBI's taxonomy places the organism in Eukaryota, Metazoa, Chordata, Mammalia, Chiroptera, Phyllostomidae. The record is from RefSeq and is a predicted model, not a curated record. Gene Ontology annotation, molecular function: RNA polymerase II cis-regulatory region sequence-specific DNA binding; DNA-binding transcription factor activity, RNA polymerase II-specific. Gene Ontology annotation, biological process: regulation of transcription by RNA polymerase II. Bases 1 to 1227 code for a protein of 408 amino acids.